Molecule: messenger RNA, 1289 nt
Organism: Dendrobium catenatum
Lineage: Eukaryota; Viridiplantae; Streptophyta; Magnoliopsida; Asparagales; Orchidaceae
Product: probable pectinesterase 68
Exons: 5
Coding region: 166-1215 (349 amino acids)
Biological process (GO): cell wall modification
Molecular function (GO): pectinesterase activity
Source: RefSeq, a predicted model, not a curated record
AAAUAUACAGCAGCCAUGACCGUUGGGCCGACCAGCAUUCAGCAUACAUACAAACAAUGAUUGGAUGUUUCUGCUCUGCCAGUCAGAUUUAUAGCGCCAUCCUGCUUUUCUCCAUUUCUGCUCACUGCUCAUACAAUCUCCUCUUUUCUCCUCUCCUUCCCCUUCAUGGAGGCCAUGGCAACUCUCUUCUUCCAUUUGGUCUUUCUAUUACUUCAGUCGCAAAAGCUGCUGUCUUUAAGCUGCGAUUUCAACUCUACCAGAGGCCACCACCACCACAAACAGCUUGGACCGAUCGGCCAGCGAGUGAUCGUCGUCGAUGCAAACGGCUCCGGCGACUUCCUCUCAGUUCAGGAUGCCGUCGAUUCGAUACCAGAGAACAAUACCAGGCGUUUCAUCUUGCAGAUCAAUUCUGGCUACUACAUAGAGAAGGUGGUUGUUCCUGCGACAAAGCCUUAUAUAACGUUUCAGGGAUCUGGAAAGGAAGAUACAGUGAUAGAAUGGCAUGACAGAGCUAGCGACAGAGGUCCUAAUGGCCAGCAGCUCAGGACGUAUCACACAGCUUCUGUAACUGUUUUUGCUAAUUAUUUCAUUGCUAGGAAUAUCAGCUUCAAGAACUCGGCACCUGCACCAUUACCUGGAAUGGAGGGAUGGCAAGCUGCAGCAUUCCGCAUCUCCGGCGACAAGGCCUACUUCUUUGGCUGCGGCUUCUAUGGAGCUCAGGACACACUUUGUGAUGACGCUGGCCGCCAUUACUUCAAGGAAUGUUACAUAGAAGGGUCCAUUGACUUCAUAUUCGGCAAUGGAAGAUCCAUGUACAAGAAUUGCUGGCUGCACUCAAUUGCAAACAGGUUCGGGUCCAUCGCCGCACAGGAUAGGCAUUCGCCAUGCGAGCCUACUGGAUUUGCUUUUGUGGGCUGUAGAGUGACCGGCACAGGGAAGCUUUAUGUGGGGAGAGCAAUGGGGAAGUACUCAAGGAUCGUUUUUGCCUACACGUACUUUGAAGAUGUAGUUGCAGAGGGUGGAUGGGACGACUGGGAUCACAAUGAAGCCAAGAAAAAGACUGUGUUCUUUGGGGUGUAUAGAUGCUGGGGUCCUGGUGCGGAGUAUGUGCAGAGUGCUUCAUGGGCGCGAGAGCUCGAUUACAAAGCAGCUCGGCCAUUCCUUGCGAAGAGCUUCGUCAAUGGAAGGCAUUGGCUCGGGCCUUGGGAUGCCUGAAGUGUAGUGCAUGAUGAGGGGGGACUCGCUUGGAUUUUUAGCAGAGAUUCAUUUUUUUUUUCAAAGAAAGCGCA